AUGAUAAGUUAUCAGUGUCCCUUGAAAUGCGUGGACGGUCACGCUCUCCGAAACUGCCCAAUAUUUUCUGGGAAGGACGUACAACAGCGUCGGGAAAUUGUUGCAUCAAAGCAGCUGUGCUGGAAUUGCCUGAGUGCUGCUCAUCAAGCAAAGGCUUGCAAGUCGGAUUAUUCCUGCCGUACGUGUCACCAACGUCACCAUACACUGCUACACAUACCUACACCAAACUCAAUGGUCGCUAUGGCAGUGCAAAACAAUCGCGGCAUGGUAUUUUUGGAAACAGUGCUGCUGUACAUUGUCGAUGGCUGCGGAAACGGGCAUGAGGCAAGAGCACUUCUCGACUCGGGCUCAAUGUCAAAUUUCAUCUCGACCGCACUGGCGCGUAAGCUGCUCGGAACACCUCGGAACAAGGUCAACGUAUCGAUCUUGGGCAUCGGCAAUUCGCUACAGCUGAUUAAGGGUUCGAUAUUUGCAACGGUGGAAUCCCGAAACCAACGGCAUGCUUCGCAGUUGGAGCUGCUCAUCUUGGAUUCUCCAUUCAUGGAAAUCCCAACGUCGCCGAUUGACGCAUCAUCAUGGAAAAUGCCGAAUUUGCCACUCGCUGACCCGUCGUGCUUUGUUCCUGGCAAGAUAGACAUCAUCAUUGGCGGUGACACGUAUUGGGAGCUUCAUUCCGGUAGAAAACGAUCGCUCGGCAGAGUUGGUUGGUUGGUGGAGACUCCUUUCGGUUGGGUCGUAGCUGGAAACAGAUCAUCGGGUGAUUCGCAGCGGUCGCAGUUGUGUCUUCUGGCUGCCAACGGAGUACCUUCGCUGGAAUCGAUUCUGGAGCGUUUCUGGGAAACCGAGACUGUCGGCGAUGAUCCAGUCUUGUCAACUGAAGAGGAUGCCUGUGAGAAGCAUUUCGUGGCCACUACAACCAGAGAUGCAUCUGGCAGAUAUGUUGUCUGUUUACCGCAAAAUAAUAAUCCCAGUGUCGUUUUAGGAGAAUCAAAGGCGAACGCUGAUCGUCGACUCCUCGCCGUAGAACGAAGGUUGAGGUCGAAUCCUGAAAUGAAGGAAGAAUACAGUAAAUUCAUGAAGGAGUACGAACGUUUAGGCCACAUGAAACUACUUACCGAACCGGUCAAUGAUUCCUGUGAGCAUUACUAUCUGCCCCAUCAUGCGGUGGUAAAGGAGACGAGCACAACCACUAAGGUCAGAGUAGUGUUUGAUGCCUCGUGUAAAACGUCAUCGGGGUUCUCCUUAAACGAUAAACUGUUGGUGGGGCCGGUGAUCCAAGAUGACCUAUUUACAAUCAUUGUACGCUUUCGGUCACAUGCAAUCGCCCUAUCAGCGGAUGUGGAGAAAAUGUACCGUCAAAUUCGUCACGAUGAGAGCGACCAACGGUACCUUCGCAUACGAUAUAGAGAGGAUCCUGCGCAACCGAUGCAAACUUACCAGCUACAAACCGUGACAUACGGAACUGCUUCCGCUCCUUUCCUGGCUAGGAGAACACUAAAACAAAUAGCCUAUGAUCAUCGAACACUGCACCCACUAGCAGUUAAUGCAGUGCUGAACGACUUCUACGUAGACGACUUACUAUCAGGCACAGAGGAAAUAUCGGAUGCAAUCGAGAUGCGUAACCAAAUCGCUGAAAUGCUAAAUGCUGCUGGUUUCUCCUUAAAAAAAUGGGCAUCCAACGCACCGGAAUCUCUAGCAGGCAUUUCAUCCGAAGAUUUGGCAGUUCUUUCAACACAUGAGUGGCAAGAUCCUCAGUUUGUGUCGACGUUGGGACAGUGUUUGAAGGCGGGCAAUCCCUCAGCAAACAAUAAAAAUGCCACUACGCAGCAACUCAUCGCAGCAGUACCACCACUAAGCAGCAAUGAGCUACAUCAAGCUGAGCUGCAAUUGUGUCGCUUAGCCUAG
Molecule: messenger RNA, 1905 nt
Organism: Anopheles nili
Lineage: Eukaryota; Metazoa; Arthropoda; Insecta; Diptera; Culicidae
Exons: 2
Coding region: 1-1905 (634 amino acids)
Source: RefSeq, a predicted model, not a curated record